Messenger RNA from Asterias rubens (European starfish), 1156 nucleotides. RefSeq names its product nucleolar protein 16-like. The coding region runs from base 92 to 631 and encodes 179 amino acids. The transcript has 5 exons. Gene Ontology annotation, biological process: ribosomal large subunit biogenesis. The record is from RefSeq and is a predicted model, not a curated record. Lineage: Eukaryota; Metazoa; Echinodermata; Asteroidea; Forcipulatida; Asteriidae. Gene Ontology annotation, cellular component: nucleolus.
UUAAAAUUCAGAAUCUGAAGUCGCACGUGCUUUGACGUGGGAUUGAUUAUUUACAGUUUUGUCUCGCUUUUUAGCGAAUAAUAUCAGGACAAUGGCGAAAGGAAAGAAGUUUAGAUACAGUGUUAACAGGCGUCGCAUGUGGAAGAAGGCUAAGAAGAUGCCAACAAUUACUUGUAAGCCAAUAAAGGAAGCAUGGGAUCCUAGAAAGAGUAUGGAGAAAAACCUGGCUGAUUUUGGUUUGUCAAUGGACCCCAACAAGACAAUACCAAUACCCAAAGCUAGGGAUGCAUUCAUGAAGCACAAGGCACUAGACAUAUCCAAGAUGACCGACAUUGCACCAAAAGACCCAGCAAAGCUCUUUGUUUUACAUGCCCUUGAGGAUAUGGCCAACGUACCACCUGGUCGAGGUAUACGGAUAUCACAACCACUCCUUCGUUACUGUGUUCACAUGAUGGAAACAUACGGUGAAGAUUACAAGGCAAUGGCGAGAGAUGCCAGAAACUACUAUCAAGACACACCGAAACAAAUCCGCAAUAAAAUCAUCUUAUUCCAAAGCAUCCCUGAGCAGUACAACCCAUACCUGAAGGGGAUCAGUGAAAAAAAAACAGGUGAAGUGAUGGACACGAGGUGAGCUGAACCACACUACUGGUGGACGGACCUCUUUUGCUACCCAAUGCAUGAUGAAGGAAAUUCCUGCUACAAAUAUGGAUUCAUCUUUCAAACUACAAUCCUUUGGAUGUCAAGAAACAUACUGUACACAGGAUACUUUGUAAAAACUUUGAAAGUUCUGUUUUGUUGGUUUUUGUCACUUUUCUCCCACAUUUUUUUCUUCUUUUAUAUGAUUUUUGGGAGUCGGUUUUUGUAUAAUAUCACUAGUGACAUUUAUUUUAUUUUCUCCCCGACUUGGAAUUAAACUCUUGGACCCCUCUCAUAAAAUAGAGGAAAGUUAUAUGCCUGCAUGAUAAUCUUUCUACUUUAAUAGCUCAUUCCUUGUGAUGUUUCGUGUCAUUCGAGCCCAAAUAAUUCUUUCAAUUUCAAAAUCAGGAAAUUGAAAUCUACCUUGGAUCCUCUCAAUGCCAUAUAGCUUUAAAGGCAGUGGACACUAUUGGUAAUUACUCAAAAUAUUUAUUAGCAUAAAACCUUUCUUGGUGACGAG